Blastomyces gilchristii SLH14081 is the source of this 1656-nucleotide messenger RNA. RefSeq names its product TBC domain-containing protein. Bases 1 to 1656 code for a protein of 551 amino acids. The transcript has 2 exons. The record is from RefSeq and is a predicted model, not a curated record. NCBI's taxonomy places the organism in Eukaryota, Fungi, Ascomycota, Eurotiomycetes, Onygenales, Ajellomycetaceae.
AUGACGACCAUUUCAGCUGCUCCCGACUCUCCACCCGAGCUCUCUGGAUCCAAAUCCUCCAAGUCCUCCUCGUUCCGUUCCUCUUCCCAACACUCCGGUCCCGAUGGCAUCCUUGCCGACGUCUCCAAUUUCGAGGAUAUAGGUUUGGAGGAGGAGUAUGUUGACCCACGUCACUUUGCCCAGGACAAGUUUGCUGUAAGGCCAAGUCGCCGCGUAUCCGCUACCAUAGGCCCUCACACUAUAGCUAUGGCGACCACAACGAGAGAUUUGACAGCCUCUGCUAGCAGGAAGGACUACCCUAAGCUCCAGAGUCAGGUUCAGGGUACUUUGGAGGCAAUGCAAUCUCUUACUCUCCCGCGAUCCAGGAGUGCAUCACGUAGAGUGACCACUAGCCCUUCAGCUCUGUCACUGCACCUCCGCGCUUCACCACGACAACGGUCGAGAUCCCCUUCCCCGGGCACACAUCCAACUCUGUUAUCAUCAACCAACAGUGCACCACUGCCACCAAGGCCCCGACUUACUACAUCUCGAUCCUUCACACGUUCUCCGUCGCAGCAGCGGCCCCGAAAGACUGUAGAGGAGUUGGAAGAUGAAUAUCAUGAUUCAGACGAGGAACUUCCUGAAGAUGCAACGCUAUGGAACGUACCUAUCUCUCCACGCCCUCCCCAGCAGCGACCUGGAAGCAGAGGCCCUAGCCCCGAUCGAAGGAGCCCUGGUCCUCGACCGAUUCCGCUGUGCCAUUCGACGUCAGCUCCACCAUUAUCAUCACCUCCAACAACAACAACAACAACAACAACAACAUCACCACCAACGUCAGCCAGGCCGCAGAGACCGAAACUGUCAAGAGCAAGCUCCCUGGGCCCUUCUCGGACGCAAGCUCUGCCUCGUUCCCCGCGUAUCAACUCGUGGAAUCUGGUCAUGUCUGAGCUUUCUGAGGAAGCAAAAAUAUUGACUGAAGCGCUGGAAUUCCAUGCUGAUGCUGCGAUACAGAAGCGCGAAGAAAGUCUUCAAAGUGGAAAGUCAUCUACUAGAUCUAGUCUGGAGCAGGGGAAACGUGAAUCCAAUGGCAUGAUUCAGCUUCCACCCUUGCAGAAAUCAAAUAUCAUGAUUGACCCCCUCCCCAUAAGCAAGGAGAAAGAAAAAGUUUUAUCGCGAACACGACCAAGCUGGCUUCCUCCCAAAGACCCAAAGGAGGAAAAGAAGCAUUUAUUGGAGUAUAAGCGUAUGAUGGCCCUCUCACGUGAAGCGGACAAACGGAAAGCUGCGGAAGCUGCUUCUGCCCAGUGUAAGAAGGAUGAUACCCGCAAGACAUUGCAGCGCAUCUGGGAUGACUAUGUCUUCCCUGAUUGGGACCGCGUUAUAUCGGAACAUCGCACUAGGGAGCUGUGGUGGCGUGGAAUUACGCCCCGUUCCCGAGGAGCUGUCUGGCAACGUGCCUUGGGAAAUGACCUUGCUCUAACGGAGGAGACUUACGUCAAGGCUCUCGAAAGGGCUAAUCAUAUUCAAAAAUCAACGGAUGACAAUGCAAGUGAUACAAACAAAAAGAUGAAAGAGUGGUUUGCGGGUAUUCGCCGGGAUGCAUCAACAGCAUUCCCGGACCUUCAUUUAUUUGGCGAAGAUGGACCGCUACGCGAAAAAUCUUGUGCACGUACUUGA